GGAGCGGGAUAAAAGGCGGGCGGGCGCGCGCCCCCACCGUCUGUUCCUCCAGUGCUGCCAACACGACAUGGGUCUCGCGAUGAAACACGCGGCGCUGCUGCUGAGCGCGCUGAUGGCGGCGGUAGAAGCCCAGUACCUGGCGCAGUACGGCCAGCAGCCGGCAGAGGCGCUGUUCUACAAGCCGGAGCAGCAGCAGCAGCAGCAGCACGCGGCCAUCUUGUCGCACCGCCAGGGCCAGUCCAGCGACGGCGCCGUCAACUACAACUUCGCGACCGACCACGGCCUGCAGCAGGGCGAGACCAUCAACCCGGACGGCAGCCGCAGCGGCAGCUACUCCUACCUGGACCCCAACGGCAAGAAGAUCAGCGUCAAGUACUCGGCGGGCAAGGACGGCUUCCGCAUCCUGGAGGGCGACCACGUGCCCAAGCCGGUGGCUCCCCUGGCGGCGCCCCAGCAGACCCUGGCGCCCCAGCAGGCCCCGAGGUACUCGGUGGAGCCGGCCUACUCCAAGCAGACCCCAGCGCUGUACAGCGGCGCGCAGCAGGACUACAGGGCGGGGCAGGCCAGCCCCUACCUCGGCCUGCAGGGCAGCAGACACUCCCCCUACUACAGCGUGCAGGAGCAGGAGGACUCUGACAGGUUCUACGCAUCGCCGCAUCAAGCAGCGCCCUCAUCCGCGCCCAGGAACUACGCUGCUGUUGACGACGCAGAGCCCAGGAAACCACACAACUUCGGCCCGGGAUACGCCUUCCAAAUCGAAGGCUGAAAAACAGUGUCGUGUUUGACCGCUCGCCAUUCGCCAUUGCAGCGUUGGAAUGCCUCAACUGACCACUAUUUUUUUUAUGAUGGACAAAAUGAAGACAUUCGCAUGUGCAAUUAUUUAACGUUUUCACUUUUAUAAAAUAACUAAAAUUAUAAGGUGUGCGCUAGGAUUGUUUUCACUAUCACCUGCAAUUACGUUCCAAACCGAUAAUUCUCCACGAUCCAAGUAAGAGUUGUACCUUUAUUAGUAUGGAAAAUUCCACACUUUCGUGAUCAAUCGUGGCUCGAUUGUGGUAAUAUGGUCAGAUAUUGAACGGCUGCUUGUUUGCACCCACUUGAACUGAAGAUACUCAUUAAAUUGUUCACCAGGGCCAUGUUCCAUGCUACUGGGGAGUUAAUAAAUGGCUGUAUUUUUGUAAUUAUGUGUUCCCACAUGUUCACUUGCUAUUAGGUGAAAGUUAUACUUUGAAAAAUAUAUAAUUUUUUAAUUACUUACCGCCGCGACCAAAAUUUAAAUAUUCGGCUCAGAAUUUCAUAUGGAUAUCGAUCACCCAACACAAGUCAGACUCUAAGGAAAUAAUUUAGGCCAAAUAUUGUGACAAAAGAGAAAACGAGCAGGCCUACUCUCGAUAUGAAGGAGCUCAGAUGGAAAAGGAACUGGCAUUCUCAGUCCUCUGAAUUUAUUUUUCUAUUGAGUCCAACUAUGGUUUAGAAUUAAUCUUUAAGGAAUAUUGUAGUCUUAAUCGAUCAAGAGUGUAUGGAAUAGUUGGUAAAUUUCACGUAGCGAGGACGUAUAUAAAUAAAGAUAAUAAUAAAUAUAUUAUUACUUACAAAAAUACACUUGUCACAUUUCGCUAAAGCAAUGGUCCUAAAAAUAUAGUAUUCCACCAAAAUCUACUACAAAUGUGAAUUUUUUAUCCAACUUGCAAAAGAAAAUAAGCUAUUUUGAGAGAUGGAAAAUGAAGAUACAGUGGCUAUUCUAUUAUAUUUAAUACCCGACAUAUAACUAUUAAUUGAUAUAUUAAGCAGUAUUCGUAAUUUUCACUAGCUAAACCAUUCUCUUGUACAUAAAACUCUUGCUAUAUAGUAAAUAAUGCUCGAUAAUUUAAACGUGGUAAGGGAAGACAUUUGAAAUUGUUUCUUCUGUAUCUUGGAUUAUUAUAGAAGACUAAAAAGUAAACAGCUAUGUAUGUAAUUUUAAGUACAACUGUUUCAUAAAUAAUUUUUUUUAACAAAACUUUGUUUCAAAAUAUUAAUAUUCCUUCAUCAAAUGGUUUAAUUACAACAGAUGACAUAUUUUGUGCUUUGAGUGUUGUUGUAAACUGCCUAGCCUAAAUCUUCGCCAGAGGUCGGCAGGCUCUCGAGUGAGAUGAGCCAAAUAUUAAUUAAACAGAUUCUCAAAUGUUUAGAGAACCGCAACAUGUAUUUUCUCUGUAUCUGCAUGGAAUUUUAAGACGUUAAAAAAUAUAUAAAAUAAAAAAUAUUUUAUUUACAAAUUCAA
Messenger RNA from Bacillus rossius redtenbacheri, 2263 nucleotides. RefSeq lists its product as uncharacterized. The record is from RefSeq and is a predicted model, not a curated record. Gene Ontology annotation, molecular function: structural constituent of chitin-based larval cuticle. Gene Ontology annotation, cellular component: chitin-based extracellular matrix. Lineage: Eukaryota; Metazoa; Arthropoda; Insecta; Phasmatodea; Bacillidae. The transcript is spliced from 3 exons. Bases 68 to 766 code for a protein of 232 amino acids.